Molecule: messenger RNA, 1210 nt
Organism: Exaiptasia diaphana
Lineage: Eukaryota; Metazoa; Cnidaria; Anthozoa; Actiniaria; Aiptasiidae
Exons: 2
Coding region: 5-1210 (401 amino acids)
Source: RefSeq, a predicted model, not a curated record
UCUGAUGUUGCUGUACUUUGCACGGAGAUACUUCAGUGGUGUGUUCAAUAGCUCAAGAAGGCUAGAUGGGAAAACAGUUGUAAUCACUGGAGCAAAUACUGGCAUUGGAAAAGAAACCGCUGUUGAUUUGGCUGCAAGAGGAGCUCGCGUUAUCAUCGCUUGCAGAGACAAGUACAAAGGAUCACUCGCUUUACAAGACAUACAAGAACGAUCCAAUAGUCAACAAGUCUAUCUCGAGCAUCUCGACUUGGCUUCGUUUAAAUCUAUCCGUGAUUUUGCAGAGAGAAUCAAGAAAAAUGAAACCAAACUACACAUUCUGAUCAAUAAUGCUGGAGUAUACUUGGGAAACGAUUUCUACUUUACAGAAGACGGCUUUGAACUGACCUUUGGCGUAAACCAUCUAGGGCAUUUUCUUCUAACAAGCUUGCUGCUUGAUUUACUGCAAAAAUCAACGCCGAGUCGUAUUGUGAACGUAUCCACAACCAGCAAGMUCAUAGGACGCGAAGACAUCACAAAACAGGCAUUGAARUCAAAACCUGGAAAUUUGGACAAAAUUUUCAAGCAAACGAAAGGAGUACACCCCGAAGUCCCUAUAGAAGACGUUCAGGGUAUCUUCGCGGCAACACAUUCAGAACUUGAAACUAGAAGAGGAUUAGAAAAGCCUUCAGAUCAAGAAAGAACAAAUGAUAAACAGACUUUUCAAGUAACAGUAGAAAUCCACCAGGAUUCAAGAACCUUAAACCCUGAUCGCCUGACGCAAAACCCUACAGAACUUUUUCAACAGCCUGACGAGUCCAGCAGCAAAAAUGAAAAUCACUUGCAAAUUAUUGGUGGCAUCGAAAGAAAAGAUAGUAAAAAAAUGGAAGASAACAUGAURUGUAACGCAACACAAGACCCCCAAUUUGAACCGCAUGCAAGCCCGAUUAUUCAAAAUCGCCCUAAACAAAUCCAGUCAAGGAAAAGAUCUUCCAAGAAGCGUAUAAUCCUGAUUGUAGCGCUUAUAUUUGUUUGCUAUGUUAUAUUAUGCGGUCCGUCGUACAUUGUCAUGAGUUCGUAYGCCCUAAUGGCAAAUUCUGUACCAAAGGAAGCUUUCAGUAUURCAAAUUAUCUAAGUUUGACGAGUUCGUUCAUAAAUCCAUUCUUAUACGCGCUACUCAACGAGGAAUURAGGUCCGACAUAAGAAAAAUCUUUCCUUGCAAGAAGAGUUAA